This is a messenger RNA of Canariomyces notabilis, 1442 nucleotides long. RefSeq lists its product as uncharacterized. NCBI's taxonomy places the organism in Eukaryota, Fungi, Ascomycota, Sordariomycetes, Sordariales, Chaetomiaceae. The coding region runs from base 440 to 1399 and encodes 319 amino acids. The record is from RefSeq and is a predicted model, not a curated record. The transcript is spliced from 4 exons.
CCCAGUAAUAUCUACCUGUCUACGUGACUACCUUACUUGCCUCACUGCGUGACGGGUGUUUUCCGCUUUGGCCUUCGCCAGCCUCAUCUCUUUUCUUUCAGGUCCUCAACAUCGACAUGCUCCCAAAGUGCACUACACAAAAACGAAUCCAAAUUUCUCAUUUGUUGCAUCGAGCCACGUACCUCUUGUUUCCUCUGAAACCCGCCUUGUACUUCCCCUCCAUCAAAAAUUGCCUUGAAUUCCAUCUUCCUUUCCACUAGACCUGCUUUUCCAUUCUGUGUUUCGUUCUACUAAGGUUUAGCCUUGGCUUGACUUGAUUUGACUUGACCGACGCCUGCCUGGUCAGUAUGCCGUUUCCACAUGAAGCGACUUGCUUAACCCACACCGGCUGACCACCUCAGUCGAACAGACCUACCUACCAUCAGGCACCCCAGUCAACAUGGCCAACAACAGGGUCGCGCAGGCCUUAGCGGCCUUAGCCCAGCGUAAGGCCGGCCGCAAUGUUUGCCGAAUCAAUAUUCGAAGCCUGAGCAAGGUCGAAGACCUCAAGACCUGGCGUGAGGACCUCAUCCGAGUGCUGGAGAUAUUUGACCUUGCCAAGUACAUCGAGAGCGAUGUCCGAGAGCCUGAGGAUUUCAAUGCCCGUCUUCAGUUCUUCAUCGACCGCCGCUAUGCAGAGGAUUACAUCCGCGCCACCGUCUCUGACCAAAAAGUCUGGAAUGCCUUGCGCAAGCUUGGUUGGUCCCACGAGGAUAAGAAUCCCAAGAAAACAUUCGACUUUGUCGUUCAGUACUUUGAACAACUUGAAGACCGGACCAAGAACGCCAAUAUCCCAGUCAAUACAGCCGUAGGUCCUGCGCCUGAGGAACUCUCUGCCAUCACGACUGGCCUCAAGGGCGUGGAACAGGCUGUGGAAGAUCAAGGCAUCAAGCUGGAUAGUAUAGUCUCUGCCACCACUAAUGGGCUCAAGGGCGUGGAGCAGGCUGUGCAAGGCCUAGGUAUCAAGCUGGAUCGUAUAGCGCAGUUGCUGGAACGCCAGGAAGCUGACUGGAGCGACAUCGGCGCUAAUGUCCCGAAUGAGGUUCGAGACAGCAACGGCGACCUCGUUACCUGCAAUUUUAUCGACUGGCCCAUGGAUGACGUCUCGAUUUCGGGAUUGGAGCAGGCCGUGAGAAACCUAAUCAUCAAGCUGGACACCCUAAAGGAGCAGUUGGUGGAGAGGGCCGCACCCGACGAAAGCGACUCCCAGGCUGUGGAAGAAUUCAAAGGAGUAAACAUGGAGCUGGAUCGUGUGGUGCAGCAGUUGCUGGAGAUCCUGCGAGCUGACCGACAUCAACGCUUGGGGGGGAAGGCGGCGGUCAUGUCAAGUACCUGGCUGAGCAGUUGGACGUCUAGAUGAGGUGGCCUGGGAGACUUUUGACCUUUGACAUCCUGUGAUGGAC